Drosophila melanogaster (fruit fly) is the source of this 2165-nucleotide messenger RNA. RefSeq names its product chaperonin containing TCP1 subunit 3 (gene CCT3). Gene Ontology annotation, biological process: protein folding. The transcript has 4 exons. Lineage: Eukaryota; Metazoa; Arthropoda; Insecta; Diptera; Drosophilidae. Gene Ontology annotation, cellular component: cytoplasm; chaperonin-containing T-complex. The coding region runs from base 292 to 1926 and encodes 544 amino acids. Gene Ontology annotation, molecular function: ATP-dependent protein folding chaperone; ATP hydrolysis activity; ATP binding. The record is from RefSeq and is marked reviewed.
CUGUUUCUCGAUAUCGAUUCUUAAGAGAGCUGCUGCUUCGAAUUGUGGAGAAUUUGAAUUAAACUUAUAAGCGAUCGCAAAAGUCAGUUAGCAGUAAGUGAGGAAAGAAAAGAAACUAGAAGAAGGAACUGGCAGAAGUAACUAACAAGCCGGUCCGCUCAAUAUCCUAUCGAACCUUCUCGAAUAAUGUGUCAUCGGCGGUUCUAACCUCACUCAUUCUCUUUCAAACAGCGGCAGCGCCAGCACGAGUUCAAUUGUUUUCACGCAGAAAUAAAUUAAACAGCCAGAAAGAUGUUCGGUGGACAGCAGCCAAUACUCGUGUUGAGUCAAAACACAAAGAGAGAAUCGGGCCGCAAAGUGCAGUUGGAGAACAUCCAAGCCGGAAAGGCCAUCGCCGAUGUGAUACGCACAUGUCUGGGGCCACAGGCCAUGCUGAAGAUGCUGAUGGACCCAAUGGGCGGCAUCGUGAUGACCAACGAUGGCAACGCCAUCCUGCGUGAGAUCACUGUGCAGCACCCGGCGGCCAAGAGCAUGAUUGAAAUUGCUCGCACACAAGACGAGGAGGUUGGCGAUGGUACCACAUCGGUCAUCGUCCUGGCCGGCGAGAUGCUGGCCGCCGCCGAGCCCUUCCUCCAGCAACAGAUCCACCCCACUGUUAUCAUUCGCGCCUAUCGCGAGGCCCUCGAGGACAUCGUCGGCCACCUGCAGUCCCAGCUUAGCAUCCAGUUGGACGUCAAGGAUAAGGCCAAGAUGGCCGAUGUGGUCAAGGCCUGUGUGGGCACCAAGUUCAUUGGCAAGUGGUCCGACCUUGCCGUCAAGAUUGCCCUGGACGCAGUCGAGACAGUGACGCUAAGUGAGAACGGCCGUCUGGAGGUAGACAUUAAACGCUAUGCCAAGGUGGAGAAGAUCCCGGGUGGCGCCAUCGAGGAGUCGUGUGUUCUUAAGGGCGUGAUGAUCAACAAAGACGUGACGCAUCCCAAGAUGCGACGCCUCAUCGAGAAUCCCCGCAUCGUGCUGCUUGACUGCUCGCUGGAGUACAAGAAGGGCGAGAGCCAAACCAACGUGGAGAUAAUCGGGGAGCAAGACUUCACCCGCAUGCUGCAGAUCGAGGAGGAGUUUGUGCAGCGCAUCUGCGCCGACAUCAUUGCCGUGAAACCGGAUUUGGUAUUCACUGAGAAGGGUGUCUCCGAUCUCGCCCAGCACUAUUUGCUGAAGGCUGGCAUCACGGCCAUCCGUCGGCUGCGUAAGACUGACAAUCUGCGCAUCGCCCGCGCCUGUGGUGCCACCAUCGUGAACCGCACUGAGGAGCUAACCGAGAAGGAUGUGGGCACGGGAGCUGGACUGUUCGAAGUCAAAAAGAUCGGCGAUGAGUACUUCACUUUCGUGACGGAGUGCAAGGAGCCCAAGGCCUGCACCAUCCUGCUGCGCGGUGCCAGCAAGGACAUCUUGAACGAAACGGAGCGCAACCUGCAGGACGCCCUGCACGUGGCCCGCAACUUGGUGCUGGAGCCACGCCUGGUGGCUGGCGGCGGAGCCGUUGAGAUGGCUGCCUCCCAGCUGCUCACGCGCAAGCAGGUUAAGGGACCAUACACGGCGGUGGCCCACGCCCUAGAGAUCAUACCGCGCACACUGGCUCAGAAUUGCGGCGCCAACACGAUCCGUGCUCUGACUGCUCUCCGCGCCAAGCACGCCUCCCACACCGGCGAUGGUGUCUGCGCCUGGGGCAUCGACGGCGAGUCCGGCGAAAUCGUGGACAUGAACGUGAAGAACAUCUGGGAGCCGCUGGCCGUCAAGCUUCAGACCUACAAGACCGCCGUGGAGACGGCCAUCCUGCUGCUGCGCAUCGAUGAUAUCGUCUCUGGAUCAAAGAAACGCGGCGGCAACGAGCCCACCAAUCCGGCGGCCAUGGCCCAGGGUCAGGAGUAGUAGCCUGCGAUUAACCACGUGUAUUAAUAAUGCUUACUAUCCUUUAAUACUUAAUUUAACACUCAAAAGAAAAAACAAAACAAAAUCCCACACACGCCACCCCAAAUGUUUAACAUUUAGCUUCAGCCAGGCAUCGUUGGCUUCUCUGGAAGAAGGAAACCCAUCCGCCGGCCGCCUACACACAAAAUUCAAAUGCAUUUGCUCUCAUUAACAGUACACAAAUAAAAUUGUUAAAACUC